Molecule: messenger RNA, 2565 nt
Organism: Salvia splendens (bonfire salvia)
Lineage: Eukaryota; Viridiplantae; Streptophyta; Magnoliopsida; Lamiales; Lamiaceae
Product: G-type lectin S-receptor-like serine/threonine-protein kinase At1g11330
Exons: 7
Coding region: 1118-2380 (420 amino acids)
Biological process (GO): protein phosphorylation
Cellular component (GO): plasma membrane
Molecular function (GO): ATP binding; protein serine/threonine kinase activity
Source: RefSeq, a predicted model, not a curated record
UAUCCGAUUCUACCCUCCCUCUCUAUCACUCUAUCACUGGAGCAGGAACCCCGACGACCGCAUCUGGAGGCACGAUUUCGGUUGCCAGAGAGCGGCAGGAAAACGACGCAACGCGGCUGGAGUAUUCUUCGAUCAGACGCUGCACGAUGACUUCGAAGAGGCAGACCACCGGAAAAUAACCAUGGAUGGCGAACCCAAGCCGAUGAUGGAGCUGCGUGGGACAAUGGCCGUGAGGGGUUGCGGUCGGAGGAGCAAAAGAGGCGGAAAUAGGGAAGCCAAACCCGCCUCUUUUGAUAAGAACCCGCCUUUUUUUAUUACAUCCCAAUAUGUAUAUUGGUAACUCGAGUCACCAUAAUCAUAAGGCCAUUGCUUCCAGAAUGACACAAAUAAUCACCCACUUCUUUGUUCAUACAUCAAUACUUGUUCUAAUUCUCCAAAGCAUUGUUUGUUUGAGUUUACAGAAUGACACAAUUUCAGCCGGAUUGAGUUUACAAAACGACACAAUGGCAGCCGGUGUGAUCAUAAGAGAUCCAGAAACCAUGGUAUCAGCAAAGCAGCAGUACAAAUUUCAUCUGGAGGAGGGAGGGACGGCCGGCCGCAGUGGCGCAGUGGCCCCUGGAACGGGCUGAUCUUCAUCGGGAUACAGUCGUCCUAUUUGUCGUUCCUAGACGGAUUCGUUGAUGUGACUAAUGACAGCGCGGGGACGUUCUACUACACCAUGCCGCAGUGGAAGAUCGUCAACAGAGUGACUCUCAACUCGUCCGGGAGCUUGGUGGAGACGAUGUGGGAUUUCAAGAACGAGACGUGGUGGGCGGCGCCUGAGAACGAAUGCAAUAUUUAUGGGACGUGUGGGCCGUUCGGGAACUGCAACGUCAAGGAUUCUCCUGUGUGUUGUUGUGUUGAAGGGUUUGAGCCCGCGAGCAGGGAGGAGUGGGCGAGAGGGAACUAGAGCAGCGGGUGCAGGAGGAGGAAGCUCGAGUGUGGUGGCGGAGAUGGAUUUUUUAGGAUGCAGUUUGUGAAGGUUCCGGUCCGGAUUUGGCUCAACAUUUUUAUUCUGAAAGAAUAGAUGAGUGUAGGAGGAGUUGUUUGGGGAACUGUUCUUGCAUAGCUUACGCUCAUGACUCAGAACAUCAGUUGUAUGUUUUGGCGCGACGCGUUGGUUGAUGUUCAGAGGUUCAAAGGUGUCGGCAUCGAUCUUUACAUUCGUCUCUCUGCUUCAGAAUUAGGUAACCACAGAGAGAAAUGGUUGUUUGUUGUAGUUCCAGUGGUUGGGUGUGUUGUAGUGGCAGUUUCCAUCUUCAUAGCUUGGUACAUGUUGGUGAAGAGAAAAGGGGACAAGAUACAAGACAGAAGUGUUGUUGCAGCAGAGCAUACCCUUUCACCUGAAAUUUCAAGCAUAGAUGCCUCAGUAGGCAAGGUUGAUAUGGGGGAGUUGCCAUUGUUCACCUUUGAGAUUAUUGCAAAUGCAACCAGACAUCACCAAUCUUAUUGGGGGGAGGGGUGGUUUUGGUCAUGUGUACAAGGGAAUUCUCCCAAACGGGCAAGAAAUCACAGUGAAGAGGUUAUCAGUCGAUUCCGGACAAGGAAUGCAGAAUUUACGAGCGAAGUGAUUGUGAUCUCUCAACUCCAGCAUCGGAAUCUUGUGAGAUUACUCGGAGGCUGUGUGGAGAAGCAAGAGAAGAUUCUGAUAUACGAGUACAUGCCGAAUAAAAGCUUGGAUGUGUGCCUGUUUGAUCCCACUAGUCCAACAAAAAAUGUGUUGGAUUGGAGAAGGCGUUUCAGCAUCAUCGAAGGCAUUGGCCGUGGCCUUCUGCAUCUUCAUAAGGACUCUAGAUUCAGAAUAAUCCACCGGGACCUCAACCCGAGCAAUGUACUGCUGGACCAAGAAUGGAACCCAAAGAUAACCGAUUUUGGCAUGGCGAGAAUAUUUGGUGGCAAUCAAGAUACUGCUCGAGUCGUAGGAACAUACGGAUACAUGGCGCCUGAAUACGCAUUGGAAGGCCGAUUUUCUGAGAAAUCCGAUGUUUAUAGCUUUGGCGUGCUUAUGCUUGAGAUAAUAAAAGGAGAAAAGAACACACACUAUUAUUACAAUGAUGACUUGUCUAUGGGAUUAUUAGGAAGUGCAUGGAAAAUGUGGAGUGAAGAUAAUGGUUUGGGUUUUGUGGAUGAAAGCAUGGAAAUUUCAGGGAUGGAGAAAGAGAUUGUUAGGUGUAUUCAAAUAGGCAUGUUGUGUGUUCAAGAAUAUCCUCAAGAAAGGCCUUCCGUUGACACGACCGUGUCGAUGCUAAGCCGGGAAAUAGCUGAGCAAACAGCCAAUAUUUUCCCAGAAACACAGUGCCUUCACCACACAACUUGGCUGUUCUACUACUACUACUACUAAUGACCUCACUGUGACUGAGCUUGACGGUCGUUGAUUGGAACUGUGGUUUUGUUAUUGACUCUUCUAGAUUUCUGUUGUAAAUAUUCAUCCACAAUUUAUGUGUAAUAAAUGGCCCAACUGCUCCAUCCAUUACUACCUUGUACCAAGGCAAUUAAUGAGAAACACAUUUCAUUUUUGUUUGUUUU